Messenger RNA from Diorhabda sublineata, 5717 nucleotides. RefSeq names its product ras-related protein Rab-9A (gene Rab9). Gene Ontology annotation, cellular component: phagocytic vesicle; lysosome; late endosome. The transcript is spliced from 5 exons. Lineage: Eukaryota; Metazoa; Arthropoda; Insecta; Coleoptera; Chrysomelidae. Gene Ontology annotation, biological process: retrograde transport, endosome to Golgi. The coding region runs from base 256 to 900 and encodes 214 amino acids. The record is from RefSeq and is a predicted model, not a curated record. Gene Ontology annotation, molecular function: GTPase activity; GTP binding.
GUCACUCAACAAUAGUUGCGAGGUUACAGUAUUUUAGGUCUAAUUAAAUUUAGAUUUCUAGUAAUUUAUGAUAGGAUUUCCUUAGGAUAUUACUUAAAUAAAUAUAAAAGUAGAUAAUUAUGUACUAGCAGGUAAAAUAGAUGUUUGUACAUAUUUUUAUUCAAGUGUAAAAUACAACGGAUUUACAUCACACAUUGAUAAAAAUAAUCAUGCGAUGACUUAUACUAAUAUUGACUUUAAAGGGUAACUUUUGUCAUGAGGUCGAACAAUAAAAAUACUCUCUUAAAAGUGGUAAUUUUGGGGGACGGAAAUGUUGGAAAAAGUUGUUUAAUGAAUAGAUUCGUAUCCAAUCAAUUUGAUGAACAUUCAUUUCAUACAAUUGGGGUAGAAUUUUUGAAUAAAGAUAUAGAGAUUGACGGGGAAACUUACACUUUGCAGAUUUGGGAUACUGCUGGACAAGAACGAUUCAAAACAUUGAGAACUCCUUUUUAUAGAGGUAGUGAUAUAUGUUUGUUGACUUACGCUAUAGAUGAUAAAUGCAGUUAUAGAAAUUUACAAAUGUGGAAAAAUGAAUUUUUAUAUUAUGCUGAUAUAAAGGAAAACGUUCAAUUUCCAUUUAUAGUAGUAGGAAAUAAGUCUGACGUAUCUGCCGAAGAAAGGGAAGUAUCUCAAUUAGAACUUGAAACAUGGUGUAACGAAAAUUCGAUAACAUCAUUUAUAGAGACAUCAGCGAAAACUGCGAAUAAUGUACAAGAAGCUUUCAAAAUGGCAGUUCAACAUUGGCUGAAACUGGAAUCGAGAGCAGACAAAAUUGAUGCGGUUGUUAACGAUACUGUGGAUUUGAGAAAAAAGCAGUCGGAUAAUAGGAUUUCCUGUUGUAUUGGAUCCGGUGAUGAGUAGCUAUUAUAAACAGGUUGGAGAAUGUCCACAUCAAAAAGGAAUUAUUUGAUGUAUCUGUCAAUAUUUUUCCUUUCUACCAAGGUCUCAGCAAAUGUCGAUGUUUUAGAUUAUAGGAAAUUUUCAGUCUAACAUUGUUAUUAUUGUUUAACAAUAAGAAUUGUUACCUUUUUUUUAUUUAGUAUUGACCAGUAUUGUACGUUUCUAGCCAAAUAUUUUUUUAUACCUAAGAUAUAACCCAGUGAGCCAAUUAUAUUUUUUAUUUUUUAGCACCAAAAGAAAAUUUAGUUUUCAAAUUGUACAUGUGCACUCCAUCGAACUUUACCCUGACGUCACACUCAACAAAAACACGAAACUUUUUCAAAACGAAGUGGCUAUUUGAGUAUCUUAUCAUAGAAUAUUUUUGGAAUGUCUAAGCACCAUUUUUUCCAAGCUUGUUACUCUCCUUUCAAUUGUGCUCAAACAAGUAAUUCCCUAUCUUACCUCGCUACCCCGUCUUACUUCUUUCUUCCCCUAAUCGUGAUUCAUUAAGCUCAGUUGUCCUCCACCAGUUUCAGUACUCCCUUAAGGUUUUUCUCUCCAAUAUUUGAAGACCAUCUUCUUCCUUCCUUGAUAGGCACAUGGUUUUUGGAUCCACUGGUCUAAUUCCUGUUCUGUAUUUUCUCAACUUUGUGCUUAGCUCUUAACUGCUCAAAAAGCCCCAAAGAAACCGAUGAAAAUAAUAAAUUGCUAAAAUAAAUAUUGAAACUCACUUGACUCAAAUUCAUAGGAAAACACAUAAUCAAAAUAUUGCGGGCUACACAACAUUCAUUUGAAGAUGAAAUUUUUCAAAAUUAACGAAUUUUACAAAAACUGUUAUUUCAUAUUUGUAUGAUCUGGUGUUAAUGAUCUCCAAGUAACAUAGCUGCUAUGAGGAGAGUUAAGUUUUAGGACUGUACAAUUUAUCCCAAAAUAUAAUUGAAAUGAAUAUAUAAAAUUCACUCAUCUCAGAUCAUAUUUAGUUCAUCAAGAGUUCAGGGAGGUCUCUUCAGCUUCGUUGACCAUUUUCCUUUUUUAGUACAGGAAACCGUCAUGUCAAAAUGCAACAUUGCAUCUCAUGAGAACGAAACGGAAAAGAAAUAAUUGCGGCAACGUUGAACAUAACCGAUUUAAAUGCCCGAAGCCGCUUUAGAGAACAUUAUAAUUUAUCCCAAAAUAUGUUUACUGUUAGUGACGUCAGGAUAAAGAUAGAUUUAUUUGACUGUAUGUAAUAUUCCUAUAUUGUUAGCGCCUCUAAGUGAGACAGCAAAUGUCUGUUUCAAUUUUUUACCCCCCUUUUCUCGAAGCUCAUAAUCCAGUUACGGUUAAUAUUUAAACCACCGCUACAAACAAAAGUGCUCUUGUGGGUUCAUUAAAAGCCCUUCCAAGAGUUCACCUUCUUACCUUUUUUGGAGUAUAUAACUAUUCCAUUUAGCUAUUAGUUUAUAAAUGAAAUAAAAAUAUAAACUAGAAUCAACAAAAAAUGGAAUUAACAAAAAAUAUGAAGAAGAAAAUAGCAUUAAAUUAAAUAAAAUAUGUUUUCGCUUUUCUUCGAAUCACUAUCUUGAAAUUAAAUUAACCCGUGAGCACUCGCGCCUUUAGUACUUAAACGAGUACUUGUGCGUAGAGCAUUUUUUUCACCUUUUACAAAAAACCAAAAAGUAGAUGAAUUAUUCAUAUACUGUUAAUAUAUAAUAAAAUAAUGGCAUAAAAUCAAAUAUUUAUUUUUAAUGUAUAAAAUUCGUUAUACUACAAUGUUUUAAUAACAAACUUAGUGAAAUAAAUUGGCAUUUUUCAAUCGCACUUUUGUUAUAAACUAUAGAAAAAAUAACCUUAAUCGCGAAAAUAAAGGAGUAAACAGUAAAACAUUAAUCUUCAUCACACGUGUUUCAUUUUCUAAUGAUUCUCGUUCCCAGCGUGAUAAAUUUAUUUGUUGAAAAUGAUGGACACAAGUCACUGUGAGCCCCUCCCUCCAAUAUGUUUCAGAUUUAUGUUGGUGUUAAUCUUUCUUUAAUCAAACAUUAUUGAACAUGAUGGACACAAGUCAAUGUCAGCCCCUCCCUCCAAACUGUUUUAGAUUUAUGUUGGUGUUAAUCCUUCUUUAGUGAAAAAUUAUUUAUAAUGAUGGUCACAGUCACUGUCAGCCCCUUCCUCUAAUCUGUUUUUGAUAUAUGUUUGGGUUAAUCCUUCUUUAUUCAAAAUAGCGAAAAACUCAAUUUGAUAUAUAUUUCAAGUGGUCAUUCGAGUUCUACUAUAAUAAAAUGGAUCGAAGCAGCAAGUUGAAACUUUGUGUAAAGCUUGUUGAGAAUUGUUACUGACGCGUGCAUAAAGAUUUCUGCGAACGCACUCUAGUUGUAAUGAGGCCAAGAACUUAUUGACCUAACUACGAGAAAAUUCCGCAAUAUGUGAUAUUCGCUUACGAUAUAGGAGUAGUUGUAACAAAUAGUUUAUAAGUAGUUAUUUAUUUAUGCAUUUUAUUAUAUUUAUGAAAAUUCGUAUAUAUAUAAAUAUAAAAAAAAACUAAUGAUAAGCUUCAUGUGCAGCAAAUAAUUACUAGUGCUAGAUAAAUUUGAUUACAAAACGAUAAUUGGUAGAUGCACUUACCAUCAUAAAUAUCAAGUAUUAACUUAACUAUUAUAAAUCAUGCAUUUUUAUAAUCCAAUUUAAUCUUUGUUUUACCUAGAGGGUGCUAGUUACACACUUCGUACCGAAUAAUGUUUUUGCUUUCCUUGUUCACGUUUCCUUCAUCCAUUUGUUUACUAUCCGGAAAAGAGAGAUAUAAUUCUUAAACUGAGGAGCUCCUAAUAUUUUCAAAAAACUUCAUUUUUUAUGAAAGUUAACGAUACAAAAUCCAUGUUGGCUUUAAGGGGAAACAAAAAAUAUCAUUGAAAUCAUUGUUAACAGCCUUGCAACAGUCAGAUUGAUAAUUCCUCAUGAAAAUUGUCAUUCUGAAGUAGAACAAGAACGAGAAAUAGCUCGAAGAAUCGAUCACGAAAAGUUGUGUCGAAUUAUUACUUCAAUUUAUUUGAUUAAGUACGUCAACCAAAAAACAAAGUGAAUGCAAUUGAUAAUUGUAACCAAAAAAAAAAUCAAAUAUAGUUCUUGAAUAACGCAAAAAUUUUAUUCAGAACCUUAUUGUCGAAGCGUAAUAAUGUCUUCAACUAAGAUUAAAAAAACAAGAGAGCUCAAUUCUACCCAGCAAAUCCAUCAUUGUUUGAUACAUGUAACCUUAGAGGCUUAAUAGUUGUUAGCUUUCAACAAGUUAAUUGCAUAUCGAAAUCAUGACUUGUGAUAAUGACAAAUCUAUAAAACAAUUGAAAAGUUCGAAAUGAAUUAAUAAUCGAUAUAAAACUUUCACAAUUCUCCACUGGUUGCGAUUCUGUACUUUUGCGCUCCAAUUUGGUUCUACCUCUCCAAUAUCUUUCAAAACUGCAUCCAACCAUUCUAUGUUUGGUCUUGCACUCCUUGUACUUCCUCUUCUUCAAUGGCCAUUUUUGCAAAUAUUUUUCCCGGCAUCCUUUUAGUAUGGCCCAACCAUCUUACUCUUUGGGCUUUUAUGUAUCUUGUUAUUGAUGGGCUUUUAUACUUCAGGUCGGUUUUGUCGUAAGUUUGGUACAUCCUAUAUUACAAUUUUAUCACUUUUUCCACGUUCUAACUAUGUUGAAAUAUAAUAUUUAGUUAUAUACGUUGUACAUGAAUCUUAUCCGUCGAUUUACAACUAAAAGCAAGUUUAUCAUGUGGGCAAAUGAUGUAGAUAUUUAUACAGUGUGCGGGUAAAGUAAUGAAAAAUAAAUCUUACGCAAACUCUGUAUAAUCGAUAUAUAAUUUUAGUGAAGUACUCGUGCCGCGUAGAACUUUUUUCUUAUCAAAAAUCCAACAUUUUAGCUUAAAGCACACACACGUACCGAUAUUUGUACAUAGUAAUAGCUAUAUUAGCUUUUGUACUGCAAUGUGUCUUAUAUGUAAUAAACAUUUCCUAAAAAAUUAUUUUGAUUUACUCAACUCCGUAUCUUUUUAAUUGUAUAUGAGCAACCACAACUUGUUCAAAUCUAACACAUCAUUCAAUAAGUCGUGUGACUAACUAAGAAACCCACAAAAAAUCGAUUUUAUUCCCCAAUGUAAUCUUCUUGGAAAGCAAUACAAUCAUCCCAACGCUUCUUUAACUUCUUAAUACCAGUAGAAGGUUUGUCUCAAAAUAGGCUUUAGUUUCAGUAAUUGCUUCUUCAUUUGAGGUGAAUUUCUUUCGACGAGCAUUUUUUAAGCUCAGCGAAUUGCCAAUAAACAUUGGGGGGCCAGAUCUGGACUAUACGGUGGAUAGGGAAGCAUUUCGAAAGGUAAUUCGUUCAAUUUAACCAUCGACUUGUAAAUCGGUGUAUCGUCUUGUUGAAACAGUGGUUUUUGUCAUCGACAUAUGAUGUCGUUUUUUCUUGAUUUUUGCAUUAACCCUUAGACCGGAACAAUCUCGCCAUCUCUUUCAAGAAAAACACAGGUCUGAGAAACCGGUAGUUUCACCGGUUUACACUAUUGUCAAUGGCUUCUCCUCGACAGCAAUAUUAUCAUAAUUCAUUAAUUUUGAACAACUUUUAAAUCUAAUAUUCCUCAUAUGAAAAUGUUUUUUAUAUUAUAUACUUUCAUAUACUUUCUACUGACCAAUGUACUUUUUAUCACAAUUUAAACAAGUUAUUUCAUAUACUAUGUUGGGCAAUUUAUUGAUUGGUGUUUUAUCUUUUACUUUAGUAAAAAUAAAUUGUAAUUGACUGUAUGCUAUUUUAAUAUUGUGUUUAAAGAUUCCAGAAAGUUUA